Messenger RNA from Pedinophyceae sp. YPF-701, 1023 nucleotides. The record is from the annotation of a GenBank genome assembly. NCBI's taxonomy places the organism in Eukaryota, Viridiplantae, Chlorophyta, Pedinophyceae.
AUGGUUAGCCGCCGCUCCACGCGGCGGCUCGCCCUUUCGCGCCCCCGCGGCUCGCAUCGGGCCGUUCGUGACGUGGCUGCAGCUGGAGGGGUCCCGCGCGCGCCCCUCCUGGCUCCGCCCGCUGCCCAUUGCCCCGCCGCCGCCCCCGCAGCGCCAGUCCCUCUCCCACAGCUCCCCCUCAACCCCUCGCCACCCUCCCAACGCGUCGAGAACGCCCGCGAGAGGCACUCGUUGUUGCGCCAGCCCCAAGGAGCUCCCCCCUCCGCCGCAGCCCCCCCUGCGGCCAACAACGCCCCAGCCCGGGCCGAGCACCUCCACGCGCACCUCUGGCCCAGCCUCCGCGGACACCCGCCCCCGCACCUCGACAGCGAGGCCAUGCACGCCCACGGCGCACUGUGCCAGCGGAGUCGCGGGCCGGUGUGCACGGCCACCGCACGGAUACCACGGCCCCCGGGCCGCGCCGCCGCGCCGAUGCAGCGCGGCGUGCGCGCGCGCGUCGCGCUGCGGCCCUCGGAGCAGCUCCCUACGCCCGACGUGAUGGAGACGGUGCUCCCGGACAGCGGGGGCGCCGAGAAGGUGGCGAACGCCGUGAGGGAGCUCGCGCCGAAGAAGGGCGGCUCGGGGCCGUCGAAAGUGCGGUUCUGGGCCGCGUGGAUGAAGCCCUGGGCGCUCCUGUAUCCCGACCUCCCGCCUACCCUGCUCCCGUGGAUGGUGGUGGCGCAGUGCUACCUCCUGCGCGCGCGCACGCUGCGCGCCGACUACUACCAGGGCGGCGAAACGAAGGCAAUCGUGGGGAAGAUGAUGCAGGGCGCCGUGGGCUUCGCGGCAGCGGACACAAUCGCAACUCUGCUAGCCGGGGGGGCCGAGGACGCAGGAACGCUCGUGUACCGCGUCACCGCGACCGCGGUGUACGGCAGCGUCGUGGCGGGCCUCGCCGGGCACCACUGGAACAACUGGCUCGACAGGUGCGGACCGCUGCGGCCCCAGGCUGCCCUCGACGGUUGGCGGCCGUCGCCAGCCUGA